AUGGUAUUAUCACUAACAGGAUAUUAUGAUUUCAAUAUUUCAGUAAAUAGAAAUAAUGAAAGUGAUUUAAAAUUAUUUUUUAUAAAUAAUCUUGGUAUAGAAAAAGAAUUUAAAAUCAAUUAUUAUAAAGAUAUAUUAAUAUUAAAAGAAAAAUUUAUAAAUAAAAUAAUUAAACCAAUCAUUUAUAAAUAUUUUAAAAAUAAUAAACAUUCAUUAAAUAGGGUUAUUAAAGAGAAUUCUGGAUUCUUUGGACAGGAAUUAAAUAUAUUGUUUGGAAUAAUUUUACAGGAGUUUGGAUUAGAGAAUUUAAAUUUAGUCAAAAAAUGUUUUAUAAACAAAAAUGAUAUAUCAUUUCAUAUUUCUUUAAAGGUAUUAAUAAAUUUUAAAGAAUAUACUAUUGAUUGUUCAAAAGAAAUUACAUAUGAUGUUAGUUUUUAUCAAGGAGUUCUUGAUGAAAAAGAAAUAGAAAACAUUUCAAUUUUGGGAAAGAACGAAUUGGAUGUUUCAAUUGAAGAUAUAAUUAAAAAUAUUUCAAAUUUUAAAAAUGAAAACCAAAGUAAAAAUUGCGAAAUUAAAAGUAGUGUAGAAAAGUGUGCAGAUGCAAUAGUUAAAGAUGUUCCUUUUGGUGAUAUUUGUUGCUGGCAAAAAUACAGAACCGAUUCAAAUUUAACAGAAAUGAAAAUUACAAAUAAUAAAUAUCAAACAGACAACGAUAAAUUGGAGGAUAUUUUAAAAACAUAUGGUCCAUGGAGAGAAACAGAUACUGAAUUAUUAAAUAUAUUAUUCGAAAAAGAUAUAAAUAAUCACUAUGUUUUAAAAUAUAAAGAUUAUGUAGAUUUAAAUAUCAAUUCAUAUCCAUAUCUAUGUAACCAAACAGAGAAUACCAAUCCAAUAGCAUUUACUAUUCUUAUACAUAAAAUAGACAUUGAAGCAAUUAAAACCUUAUUCAAUAUAUAUUAUAAACCAUUUCAUUAUUAUGUUUUGCAUGUUGAUAAAUGUAUAAAAGAUGAAAACCAAAUAAACAAUUUAAAAAAUAUAUUAAAAGUAUUUGAAAUUAAUCAUAAAUUAAAAAAUAGAAAAUAUGAAAAUCUACCCAGCAAUAUUUUAAUAAUGGAAGAAAGAUUUUUAGGUACUUGGGGUUCAAUUACAUUAGUUUAUAUGGAACUAGCAUCAUAUGGAAAACUAUUCGAUAUGGUUCAUGAAAGAACAAUGGUUACCAAUAAAUACUCUCAAUGGUCACAUGUAAUUAAUUUAAGUUUAAAUGAUAUGCCAACAAUCCCAAUUUCAAAUUUAACAAGGUUACUCUGUGAAAAUUAUAAAACAAAUUAUUUGGAAGAGCUAUCACUUAAAGAGACUAUAAGAUACCAUAAAACACAUUUAGAAUUUUCAAAAGAUAUUUUACAUUUCGAACCUAUGCCUAUUCCAGAUGAUAUUUUUGAACUUUAUCAAUGUGGAAAGCAUGGAAUAAUGAAUUAUUACAACAGAAAUGGAAUUUCUGAUGGCACUCAAUGGCAUAUACUAACAUCAACUUAUGCAAACUAUUUAAUUGGUAAUAUUAAAUCAAUAGAGAAGUUAUUUUCAUUCAAAUUUAUCGAUAUACCAGAUGAAAUAUUUUUCCAAUCCUCAAAAGUAUUCUAUCCACAAUUAGAGAAAGAAAUAUGGACUAAAGAUUGCCAUCGUUUAACAAUGUGGUUAAAUAAUCCAUUUAGAGAUGAUAAAUACAGAUAUGGAGUUUUCAUUAACGAUUUGGACACUCUUAAAGAAGGAACAUUUUUUGUUAGAAAAGUUUAUACAGAAGAAGUUAGAAAUGCAAUUAUAGAAAAGUUUAAUUUAUUAGAAAAAUAA
Messenger RNA from Dictyostelium purpureum, 1845 nucleotides. RefSeq lists its product as uncharacterized. The record is from RefSeq and is a predicted model, not a curated record. Gene Ontology annotation, molecular function: protein xylosyltransferase activity. The coding region runs from base 1 to 1845 and encodes 614 amino acids. The transcript has 4 exons. Gene Ontology annotation, biological process: chondroitin sulfate proteoglycan biosynthetic process; heparan sulfate proteoglycan biosynthetic process. Gene Ontology annotation, cellular component: membrane. NCBI's taxonomy places the organism in Eukaryota, Evosea, Eumycetozoa, Dictyosteliales, Dictyosteliaceae.